Messenger RNA from Hydra vulgaris (swiftwater hydra), 1526 nucleotides. RefSeq lists its product as uncharacterized. The record is from RefSeq and is a predicted model, not a curated record. NCBI's taxonomy places the organism in Eukaryota, Metazoa, Cnidaria, Hydrozoa, Anthoathecata, Hydridae.
AAAUAAAUAAUAUAAGUUUUAAUAAAGUUUUUCACGUUAGUGUAGUAAUUCGUUUAGCACGUUAAAGUAUUAAUUUGUUCAAUACGUUAAAGUAGUAAUUCGUUUUAACUCAUUCAAAGUAAUUGUUAAGAAUAUGUCUGCAUCAAGAAAAGAUUAUUUAAAGAACUGGAGAAAAUUAAAUAAAUCAGUUUUAGAAGAAACUCGAGAAAGUGUGGAUGUGUGUAACGUCAACUGUGCACCACCUCAAGAAGAAGAAGUUAGAGCUUAUUUUCAUUCUAGCAGUCAAAGUUGUAGUAAUUUACGUGUGGAAGAAAAUAUGGAAGUACGGUCGAGCGAUUCACCUGAAUAUUUAUCCGACAGUUCUAGUGACAGAAAUUCUUUUAAUUCAACCACCAGUAGAGAAAACCUCUCAGGAGACCUUGCAUCUUGGUGUCUAGAGUUUAAUUGUUCUCAAGCAGCUAUGAAUAGUUUACUCGAUAUACUUCGAAAACAUGGUAACAUGCUACCCAAAGAUGCAAAAACUCUUUUAAAAGUACCACAAGAAGUUCAGUGUGUUCAAAAAUGUGGUGGCACAUAUUACUAUUUUGGAUUAGAAGCUGGUAUCAAAAAAAAUUUAACAGGUUCUGAAAGUGAAAUAUCGCUUAGUUUAAUAUUGACGGAUUACCUUUAUUUAAAUCAUCCAAUACUCAAUUUUGGCCGAUUCUUUGUGAAGUUGGUGGUGGAAAGAUUUUUAUUGUGGCAAUAUACACAGGGGAACGAAAACCAUCAAGUUUGGAUGUGUUUUUAGAUGAUUUUUUAAAAGAAUUGUGUUGUAUAAAAUUAUCUGGUAUAACAAUAAAAUCAGUUGUACACACUGUUAAAGUUAGAGCUUUUCUAUGUGAUGUCCCAGCAAGAUCUUUUUUAAAAGGGACUGUUGGUCAUACUGGAUAUUUUUCCUGUGAAAGGUGCAUUAUUAAAAGAACCUGGGAAGGUAGGGUUGUGUUUAAUAAAGAGCAAGAAUUUCGCAAGCGAACAGAUGAAGAUUUUAGCUGCCAGUCAUAUAAGAAACAUCAGAAAUAUAAGUCUCCUCUUAUAGCUGCUGGUAUCAAAUGUGUUUCUGGAUUCUGCCUUGACUAUAUGCAUUUGAUAUGUCUUGGGGCUGUUAAAAGAAUUCUGAAAACCCAAGAUAUUAUAACAAAAUAAAUUGUAAUCAAAUUUGUUUUCAGAUUGAAAGGCUGAGUAAAAUUGGAGGUGCCAACAUAGGUGACUGUACUCGAACGAUUAUGCGACGUAUGUUGGAUUGUUUUCUCAUGAGAAAUUUCAACAUGGAUGGGCAGAGAGGCGGAAAGAGAAGUUUUAAAGAAACCAAUCUUUAUAAAUGUGUGAUUAGGUCUGUCCUAGAAAGAUAUCCAAAGGAAUCAGAGAAGACAUUCCAUCAGUUUAUUCAGGGCGUGUUGAAAAACGCACCAGCAUCACGAAAAUCUGAUUGAACAUAUUAUAAUUUAGUUUUUGUUGUUGAUGGCGUGAAAUAUAUUUUUGGUAGUAAA